Juglans regia (Persian walnut) is the source of this 1540-nucleotide messenger RNA. RefSeq names its product tubulin-folding cofactor B-like. Gene Ontology annotation, cellular component: cytoplasm; microtubule plus-end; nucleus. The record is from RefSeq and is a predicted model, not a curated record. Lineage: Eukaryota; Viridiplantae; Streptophyta; Magnoliopsida; Fagales; Juglandaceae. The transcript has 9 exons. Gene Ontology annotation, molecular function: microtubule plus-end binding; alpha-tubulin binding. Gene Ontology annotation, biological process: cytoplasmic microtubule organization; post-chaperonin tubulin folding pathway; tubulin complex assembly. The coding region runs from base 407 to 1135 and encodes 242 amino acids.
UGUCAUGUUAGUAAAUGAGAUCCAUUUUUCUAUUGAGUCCCUUUAGAUUUUACUGUAGCAAGAUCUAAUGGAAGAAAAAAUACUCUCUACCGAUUCUCCCUCUCCCCAACUCAUUUUUCUCCCGCGGAAUUUCCCUGCAGCAUAAAGUCCCUCGUUCCUUUCUUCCUUCCUUCUCCACAGAAAUUACAAGACAUUCCAACUUGGUUCCUCUUCUGGGAUUCUACGCAGGGCCGAGGGGAGAGAAGCUUCUUGUUCACCCCUUUUACAGGCGCGGCAAUUUGGCAGAAUUCAUUCUAGACGAUGCCAGUAUCAUUUGCGAGGGAGAGGCACUGGUUUGUCUCUGAAGUGUGUAGAAGGGGGAAAGGAACUUGAAGAAAAGGAAGGUAAACGAGUUAAAGUGGUUUUCAUGGCUUCUGGGUUACAGAUCCAAGGGGACGAGUCCGUGCUCUUGCGCGUAACACAUUCCAACCUCAAGUCCUUCUCCGCUGACAUUCGCUUCUCGCUUCAGAUGCCAGUGGAAUCCGUGAAAGAAAAGCUCUGGAGAAAAUGUGGCACUUCCGUUAAUUCUAUGGGCCUUCAGCUCUACGACGAUACCAACACCAAGAUUUCGGAUUUGACCGACAAUUCGAGGCCGUUUGGAUUCUAUUCUCCGCUUGAUGGGUACCGGUUACAUGUUAUAGAUCUUGACCCUUCAUCGGUAACCUCUGGUGGUUGGCUGGAAGACACUUCAUUGGUGGAGAAAUACUCCAUUUCAGAAGAAGCUUAUGAGAAACGUGAUGGAACUUUUAGAAAAUUUAAGGGAAAAUUGAACUCCCAAAAUCCAUCAACUCCCGGGAACAAGAUAUUUGACAACUACAUGGAAGAUCUAUGUGCCAAUAUCAAGGUAGGAAAUAGAUGUGAAGUUGAACUAGGGGAGAAACGAGGUACUGUAAAAUUUGUGGGUCGGGCAGAAAACCUGGCACCUGGUUACUGGGUUGGAGUUCAAUAUGAUGAACCAUUGGGAAAACAUGAUGGCAUGGUGAAAGGAGUACAAUACUUUGAUUGCCCUCCGCUUCAUGGUGCAAUGGUUAGGCCAGACAAAGUAAAGGUUGGCAACUACCCCGAAAGAGAUCCCUUUGAAGUGGACGAAAUAUAAGCUGGUCAUGAAGAGACUACUCCGAUGCUUCGUGUUUUUAUGUAAUGCUUAUAACCUUCUGGAUGUAUUGAGACAGCAACUUCUUUACUUGGAUCUGUUACAAUUAAGACACUUUUGGCUUGAGGGAUUGAUUUUAACGCUUAAGCGGUAAACGAAGAAGUGGAACUCUUGGCUUGAGUGUUCUAGCAGCAGUCUGGAUGUAUUUUUGUGUGGAGGACAUACUUAAUUUUUCAGGGUCGCCAAAAAGGUCGGGGCAGGGAGUGAAACAUGCUGCAAUUCCCAAGUAUGAUGAACGAUUGCUCACUAGAAUCGGCUGAUUUUCUUGCGAGUGAAAAACAAUGAUGAAUGAUUUCUAUUUUCUAACUAUACAAAGGAGCUGUGUUGCGAACAUCUUGUUUUGUUCAA